GGCUGAGAAAUCAAAUCCUUCCAAACGUCACCGGGACCGCCUCAAUACAGAGCUGGACCACCUGGCCAGCCUGCUGCCAUUUCCACCUGAUAUCAUCUCCAAGCUGGACAAGCUUUCCGUCCUGCGCCUCAGCGUUAGUUACCUCAGGGUGAAGAGCUUCUUCCAAGCCUUGCAGGAGACAUGUGUAUGGCCAGCUCCAGCCCUGCCACCUGAAGACCACUCACACAGAGGGCUCCCUGUGCAGGAGGGACGGCUGCUGCUGGAGUCUCUCAAUGGCUUUGCUCUAGUGGUGAGUGCAGAAGGGAUGAUCUUUUAUGCUUCAGCAACAAUUGUGGACUAUCUGGGCUUCCAUCAGACAGACGUGAUGCACCAAAACAUUUAUGAUUACAUCCAUGUGGAUGACCGACAAGACUUCUGUAGACAGCUACAUUGGGCCAUGGACCCUCCACAGGUGAUGUUUGGACAGUCCCCACAUGCUGACACAGACAAUACCAUCCUUGGGAAGUUGCUCAGGGCCCAGGAACAGGGCAAGGGCUUGCCCUCAGAGUACUCAGCCUUCUUGACACGCUGCUUCAUCUGCCGUGUUCGCUGUUUAUUGGACAGCACCUCUGGCUUUCUGACUAUGCAGUUCCAAGGAAAACUAAAAUUCCUGUUUGGACAGAAGAAGAAGGCACCAUCAGGAACAGCCCUGCCCCCUCGGCUCUCACUGUUUUGCAUUGUGGUGCCAGUCCUGCCUUCUGUGACUGAGAUGAAAAUGAAAAGUGCAUUCUUGAGGGCGAAGCACAGGGCAGACAUUGUAGUUACAGUGGACUCAAGGGCAAAAGCUGUUACAAGUCUGUGUGAAUCAGAAUCACAUCCCAAACCCAGUUACUUAGCAGGAAGGAGCAAUGGAGAAAAUGGCUUUUCACUGUUCAGGGGACAAACAGAUAGGAGCCACUGGGCCCGGGCCCUAGCCAGGCCUUCAUGUCUGUGCCUCAGGGGUGGUCCUGACCUCCUCCUUGACCCCAAGGGGGCUUCAGGGGACAGGGAAGAAGAGGACCAGAAACACAUACUAAGGAGAUCCACUGGUGCCCGGGGGCAGAGGGAGAUGCACAAGUACAAUUAUGGCUUGGAAACACCGAUACAUUUGAGGCACCUGAACUGGAGCACAGAACAGAGAAGUCAGGAGGUCACUACCAAGCUGACACGGCAGCCCAGUAAGAAUGAGCCAUCCACCUGUUCAAUGCCCCAUGGUUCCUGUAUGCCCUACCCUGGAAGCCAGGGCAUGUUCAGUACCGGCAAUAUGUCUUCUUUCAAAGAUUCACCAGACUAUCCCACUGGUGCCUACUGCAGUCAAAUGAACAGACCCUUGCAAGAUAUCCACCAGGUACAUCCUUCCACCUGUCAUAUCCCUCAGGGCAGCCUAGGAUCCAGGAUCCCUCUGCAUGGAAUGCGCUUCUCAGCCAGGGGUUUUUCUACUGAGGAAGCAAAAUUGCACAGCCUGCCAGUCACCAUGGACACCCCAUGUAAUCCAGUAUUAUCACUGGAAGUACCAAUCAAGAUGGAAAAUGAAUCUGGGUCCCAGAACAUAGUUGAUGUCAGCACAACUAGUCGGGUAUGGUUGGGAGCUAGCGACAUGGCCAGGAGACAUCUGGUCAGUUUCCCUGCCAGGAUGCACCUGAAAACAGAGCCUGACUAUAGGCAGCAGGUCUGCACCCCACACCUUGGUCAUGGUAUGCUGGGAAUGAACCCCCAAAGCAGAGAUACUGUGGGGUCCUGCAGGGAGCAGGCUCCUCUCCAUCCUGCACAUUGCACCUGCCUGGAUCCAGAGUCUCUUCACCACCUCUUCACGCAGGGUCACAGUGAGAGCCAGCACCCCUCUUUGGGCCAAGACUGCAGAGCUCCUAUUGUUAAGCGUGAGCCCCUGGACUCACCAUCAUGGGCUGGUCCUGGCCAAGUGACUGUGCCCAGGAUGUUCCCUAAGGGUGCCUCUAUAACUGUGAUCCCACCCAAAGGCUCUGAUGGGAUUUUCCUACCCUAAAGCUGCGGUUCUGCUGGAAUUUUCAGUCCUUGGAUGACGGGAUGUGAUCAGAGAUUCUUUUAGUGACACUCUUGACAGAACUCAAUGAGUGAGGUUGAGACUCCCUGUGUGAAGCUGAGUAGUCGAGUAUCCUGAAUCAUAUAGAACAUCAGAGGAUUCUCAUAAAUAAACCUAAGUCUGUUCAAGUGGA
Molecule: messenger RNA, 2210 nt
Organism: Myodes glareolus (Bank vole)
Lineage: Eukaryota; Metazoa; Chordata; Mammalia; Rodentia; Cricetidae
Gene: Ahrr
Product: aryl hydrocarbon receptor repressor
Biological process (GO): response to xenobiotic stimulus; xenobiotic metabolic process; regulation of transcription by RNA polymerase II
Cellular component (GO): aryl hydrocarbon receptor complex; nucleus
Molecular function (GO): nuclear receptor activity; protein dimerization activity; transcription cis-regulatory region binding
Source: RefSeq, a predicted model, not a curated record